AUGAUGCCUCCCCCAACAUACAAACUUCCGAAUCUUACCGCCAUACCUAUUACGCCAGAGACUCUCUCCGCCGAAAUCAAGUCCACGAGUAUCCUUCGAGUACGUCUGGAACAGCUCUCCGAAAGUGUAGAGAGAGAGUUAGCGGACGAAGCGAAGGAGGAACUUGAGAGUUAUGAAGCCUGGAUUCGGAGUGUUAGCGAUGGUGGCUCGGUGAAUACGGAAUCUCAGGAGGGGACGAGCAUCAAGGACGAGCAAAGGGCAGGAGUGUUGGACGAGAUCAACGAGAUAAAAUUCAGAAGAAAAUACAUCACCAACCAACUAAGGCUGCUCAGUCUCCAGAAAUCCCAAGAGUACGUCCUUCCUAUCCUCCCCCAUCCAAAUAGCCUCUUGCUCUUCUCCCUUCUCUUCUUUUACCACGACUCUUGGGAGGAAGCUAAAUCAUCUUCUACUUGCCUUCAUCGCAGGAAAUCCCAGGGCGCCGAGUCCCGAAUCUCCAAGUUGCAGAAAUACAACGAGAUCAAAGACAUCGCCCAGGAACUCAUGGGCCUGGUAGCCGACAACCGGAACGUCACCGUCAAGACGCUCUACGAAAGUGGCGAGUUUGGCGUCGAUGCAGACGAUUGA
Molecule: messenger RNA, 624 nt
Organism: Scedosporium apiospermum
Lineage: Eukaryota; Fungi; Ascomycota; Sordariomycetes; Microascales; Microascaceae
Exons: 2
Coding region: 1-624 (207 amino acids)
Biological process (GO): meiotic DNA recombinase assembly involved in reciprocal meiotic recombination; double-strand break repair via homologous recombination; meiotic joint molecule formation
Cellular component (GO): Swi5-Sfr1 complex; Swi5-Swi2 complex
Source: RefSeq, a predicted model, not a curated record